AUGGAGCGUCAGUUUGAGCGCGUCGAGCCCCUCAAGCGCUUCAAGCAGCCGGCCGGGCUCGAGCUCGAGCUCGAAUUCGAGCUCGUCGAGCUUAUCCAGCCUAUCCACGUCGUCCCUGUGCUCGGCUCUCCCCAGUCGCAAGAGUACUGGACCGCGCUCAGCGUCGGGCUGCCAGUGUUGAAAGCGCACCGCAACUACCGCCCACCACCGCCGAGCAUUGUCUCUUCGCCGCCCGUCGCGCAGUGGAGGGCUGAUACCGGGCGGUGUUUGGCUACUGCGGACGCCGACGGGGGGUGA
Molecule: messenger RNA, 297 nt
Organism: Vanrija pseudolonga
Lineage: Eukaryota; Fungi; Basidiomycota; Tremellomycetes; Trichosporonales; Trichosporonaceae
Exons: 3
Coding region: 1-297 (98 amino acids)
Source: RefSeq, a predicted model, not a curated record